This is a messenger RNA of Trichomonas vaginalis G3, 1170 nucleotides long. Its product is annotated as Ankyrin repeat family. The coding region runs from base 1 to 1170 and encodes 389 amino acids. The transcript has a single exon. Gene Ontology annotation, molecular function: protein binding. NCBI's taxonomy places the organism in Eukaryota, Parabasalia, Trichomonadida, Trichomonadidae. The record is from RefSeq and is a predicted model, not a curated record.
AUGAGUAAAGAUACUGAAGCUCAAAUACUUAAAUGCAUUGAAAACGAUGACUAUAGAGGAUUGAUGCAGCUGAAGGUUAAAUCGGGCCUCACAGUCACUUACAGAGUUACCGAUAAAAAUGAAACUUCUUCUCUUCAGUUUGCAUGUGCUGUUCACAACGCCUUCGAGUGCUUUGUUUAUCUUACACAAAAGCUCUAUGAUUUUGAUGCUAAAGACUCAAAGGGACUUAGGCCAAUUCAUUCUGCAGCUGAAUACGGCGCAACAGAAGUUUUCUCUUACAUCUUAAAUAUUUACAAGCGUAAGGGCAUGCUCAAUUCAUUUUUCGAACAAGAAAAGCAUAAGGGAGAAUAUACAUCAAAAGUUCUUUACAAAGCAGCUUCCCGCGGCAUUCUUGACAUUUACAAGGUUUACUCUGAUUACGGUUUUGACUUUGCCUACUUAGCCCAAGAAAAUAAGUCAUUAUUGCACGAAAUUUGUAAGAAACUUAGUUCCAACCCUCAGAACGAUCCAGAUACCAUCAUUUUCUUCCUUAAACAAAUCGAGAGCUUCGAAAAUCUCGCGUCUAAUGAAAAGACAGCUUUAAUGACCGCAGUUAUCCAUGCUCUUGAUGAAAAGGUUGUUUCCAUUCUUGUCAAGCACAUUAAUGUCAAUGCUGUUGACAGUGAUAAUAGAACUGCCUUUGAAUACGCUUGUUUCCACAAUAAUCUUGCUGCUGCCAAAAUCCUCAUCCAGAAAGACAUUUCAGCCAGUUUCGAUACGAAAGGUUUCAUGAGCAUCUGCAAACUUCGCGAUCCAUACGUCGGAAAGAUCGCUUUCGAAAGAUAUGGCGAAAAAAUGAAAGGACAAUUCUACACAGAAGUAGACGGUUCAUAUCCAAUUAAAGAAGCUCUCAACGAAGAUAAAACAGACAAGCUUAUCGAAUUCCUCAAAAUCCUUUUGGAAAAUGACUACGACCCAGAUGCAAGAUCACACCCAACAUGUCCAACAAUGUUCGAAGCAAUCCUCGCUUCUCCUUUCCCAAGACCUGAACUCAUCGAAUUCCUCCUCAAAAAUAACGUUAGGCUCGACACUCCAUUCCAUGGUAAACCUGGCGGCUGUCCAAAGGACUACCUCAGGAAAUCUUACAAUCCUUCCAUUGUCGCAAUAAGGAAUAAGCAUCAGAUUAAGUAA